This is a messenger RNA of Syngnathus typhle (broad-nosed pipefish), 3367 nucleotides long. It is a transcript of the gene rnf6, whose product is annotated as ring finger protein (C3H2C3 type) 6. The transcript has 4 exons. Lineage: Eukaryota; Metazoa; Chordata; Actinopteri; Syngnathiformes; Syngnathidae. Bases 156 to 2285 code for a protein of 709 amino acids. Gene Ontology annotation, molecular function: ubiquitin protein ligase activity. The record is from RefSeq and is a predicted model, not a curated record. Gene Ontology annotation, cellular component: cytoplasm; nucleoplasm. Gene Ontology annotation, biological process: ubiquitin-dependent protein catabolic process; protein ubiquitination; positive regulation of DNA-templated transcription.
CUUUUGGUCACACAGGAACCAACGUAGCCGAAAUAACGUAUGUUACAACACGGACCUUAUAGGCCGUAACACCAUCUGGUCCCAUCUUGGGUAGAGCGAGAGAAGGGAAAACGAAGGGAACCGUCCAUAUUACAGCUGCUCUAUCGGCACUGUUCAUGGUUAUGGACCCUCCUGGUGGGGGAGACGAGCGUCGGAGACAGGCCGAGCGUCUUCGGAGGGAGGAGGCCUACUAUCAUUUUAUAAAUGACCUGAGCGAAGAGGAGUAUCGUCUUAUGAGAGACAGCAACCUGUUGGGGACCCCCGGGGAGGUGACAGCCGAAGAGCUCCAGCAACGUCUGGAUGGAGCCAAGGAGCGCGAGUCAUCCCAGCCAAGCACUGAGCAGCAUUUGCCUGCCGCUGAGCCAGUGGAGCAGCAGGGCGGUAGCGGAGAGGAGAGAGGCUCCAGCGGGAGACGAGGAGCAGGUAGUGCAGAGCCAGGGGCCGAAUCAUCCAACGGGGACUCGUUGCUGGAGUGGUUGAACACUUUCCGGCGCACUGGGAACGCCACCCGCAGCGGGCAGAGCGGCAACCAGACGUGGCGCGCCGUCAGCCGGACCAACCCCAACAGCGGUGAGUUCCGCUUCAGCCUGGAGAUCAACAUCAACCACGACCAGCCAGAGGCGGGGGAGCACGCUGACGCGAUAGACGCUGCCGAGCAGCCCGUCGCCGACGCCGUCCCGCCGGGUUCAACCUCGCCGCCCCGCCGCGCCGCUUCUUCGGCCGGCACACCCAGGCCGUCCCCUUAUCCCACGCCUCGGCCCGCCCUCAGCAGGAGGAUGCAGACCCGGCGCACGCGCAGCAGCAGCAGCGCCCUCUCCGUGACCCCACCUGCACUUUCAGCCCCUCGUGCGCCCCCACCUCAAAGGAGAGGCGACGCCACGCACUCUUUGGUACCGCAGCCCACGAGUUCUCAUUCGGACGAGUCGGCAUCUUCCGCUCGUGCGCCCACCAAUGCAGAACUGGAGCAAAGCCAGGACAAUGUGACUUUAUCUCUUGACUGUCCCCGAGUGUCGCCUCAGUCGGGAUCGCAGGCACCGGCGCCCGGACAGGAAGCGCGUCGGAUGCGAUCACGCGGCCGUUGGCGCCGGGUGGCGGCCGCGUGGAACGGCGGCAUCCCGGCCCGCGCGUCCAGAAGAAGUCGAUCCCCCUUGCACAGAAGCCCCACGCGCACGCCGGCGUCCAGCGGCGCCAUCAGCGGCUCAAGCAUCCACAUCGUCGAUGCGGGCACGGGUUCGGUUCCCAUGGAGACGGGGGGGGAGGCGGCGGCAGAACUCGCCGCCACCGCGGCAGAGCCGACAGUUGAGAGCGGCGAGCACGAAUCGCAUUCGGCCGGCGCGGGUGGCUCCUCCUCGGUUCGCCGACAUCCCACCAUCAUGCUGGACCUGCAGGUGAGGCGGAUCAGACCCGGGGAGAACCGGGAUCGCGACAGUAUCGCCAGCAGGACACGCUCCCGGGCCCGCGUGGCCGAGAACACGGUGACGUUUGAGAGCGACAGCGGCGGCUUCCGUCGCACCAUCUCGCGCUCGGAGCGUGCCGGGAUUCGCACCUACGUCAGCACCAUUCGGAUCCCGCUGCGGCGCAUCAGCGAGACGGGCCUGGGCGAGCCCAACUCCACCGCGCUGCGCUCCAUCCUGCGCCAGAUCAUGACCGGCUUCGGAGAACUCAGCUCCCUCAUGGAGACGGAAGCCGAUUCCGAGACUCCCGGCCACGUGGAUGUCGGUGUUAUGAAUACAAACGCUAGCCCCGCGGACCGCUUGCACGCCAGCGAGAGCGCAGCGGUCCAAGCGGAUUCGGGCGGGCAGGAUCAAGAGCGAGUGGGCCCGGGCGGCGGCGGCGGCGAGGAGGAGCAGGUCGGCCAGGCCAGGCUCAGCGGCGGUGCGGCGGAGGGACGGCCGCCGCUGCCCACCAGCCGGGACACAAACAACUUGGUGGAAAACGGCACCCUGCCCAUCCUGCGGCUGGCGCAGUUCUUCCUGCUGAACGACGAGGACGACGACGAGCACCCGCGCGGCCUCACCAAAGAGCAGAUAGACAAUUUGGCCACGCGCUCGUACGGCCAGGCCAGCCUGGAGGGCGAGGCGGGCCGCGCGUGCAGCGUCUGCAUCAACGAGUACGCGCAGGGCAACAAGCUGCGGCGCCUCCCCUGCGCGCACGAGUUCCACAUCCACUGCAUCGACCGCUGGCUCUCGGAGAACAACACCUGCCCCAUCUGCAGGCAGCCCAUCCUCGCAGCGCACCACGACUGACCCGCUUUGGCUUUGGCUUCCUCCUCCUCCUCCGCAGCCGCCUGUACAUAAGUGCGUUCAUUUCGCUGAGGAACUCAAGCUAAAGUUCAGGAGAGGAGAGAAGAGAAGGCAUAAAUCCAGAGAAUUGAAUUUUAUUUUUUUAGGCUUUUUAAUUUCACUUCUCUUUUCUGUGUCUUGACACAACUUUGUCCGCGAGUGAACUUUUCUUGCACAUCGUCCAACUCCAUUAAGACCUUUCCACUGAUCAGAAAGGACUUUUUCAUUUCCUUUGUCCACCCAGGACUGUAAAUAUCUGACCUCGGGUCGAUAAUUAACGCAAUUUCAAAUUGUCCCCAUUUUAACAAAAUCAAUUCUGGUGCACUCUUAAGUUUCUCGUAAGUGUGAUUGUGAGUGUGUGUGGUUGGUUGGUAUGUGUCCCCCGCCUGCAACCCGUGUGAGUGGGUGAGUGGAUGGAUGGAUGGAUGGAUGGAUGGAUGGAUGGAUGGAUGGAUGGAUGGAUGGUGGGUUACCUUGAGGGUGCCAACUUGCAUACAAAUAAAAUAAGCACUAUCAUUGGAUGAAGACAAAUGUAUUUGAGUUUCUGUAUUUAAUUUGUAAUAAACUUUGUAUUAAUCUAGGUUCAUUAUGAUUUGUCAAGACCCCCCCCCCCCACAACCCACGCACACACAACAGUGCAGAAGCCACCCUAUUACCAAAAGCCAAUUGCUUUCCAAUUUUUCAGGAAUUCCGAGUUGACAUUUAGCUGUGCAAUACAUACAGAUUAAAGCAAAAAAGAAACUGAUCACAAAGUCAUGCUUCAUGAGCUGUCAGAAUGUGCAAAUGAAGGAAUUCACCUUUCUUGGGACCUGGCAGACGCUCCUCAUGACACUAGUCAAUAUUUAUUCCGUUUCUAUUUAAUGAGAUGAAGAAAUCUGAAGUUUUGGAAACCACGAAUGUGUAUAUCAUGUUGCCUGCCAUGUGAUGACAGUGAAUAAACACUCAAAUGGUAUCUUAUGUGGCCCCUAAUCUUAUGUGGGGAGUGGGUGGGCCCAAACUCUGCUCCUUCACAAAAACAAUAAACGCUGCUUUGUUAUGCACGCUGA